UGUUUCAGAAUGGUGGUUUUGCGUUCGAGGCCAGCAGCCGACAAUGGAGGUGCCAGGGAGGGAUCAGGAUCAGGCUCGGGGAACGAGCGCACGAAUGAGCAGACCAGAGAGUUUCUUUCUUCAGAGAUUACUCGUAUCAUUUUAGAGCAGACUCCUGUGAUCUUCGGUUCGAUCAAGGAGGGUAUCCUAGAGCUGAUGGAUGAGAGAUUGGGCACCUUUCGUGCUGAGGUGGCGGCCAUGAUGGGGUCGCGUACACUUAAGUUCAGGGAGUUCAGGGCAUGUGGAGCUCCAGACUAUCAUGGGACGUGGGACCCCAUAGCGAGUACUAGAUGGUUGGUGGAUGUGGCCAACGCGUUCCGCACAAGCAGGUGUCCCGAGGGGGACAAGGUUAGAUUGGCGUCCUGUCUUCUGAAGGACAGGGCACGAGAUUGGUGGGAGGAGGUCGGACAUACCAUUGGAGAUGAUGCAGCAUUGGAUGCCAUGACCUGGGCUGAUUUCUCUACCAGGUUCAGGGCGAAGUUUGCACCAGUUAUUGAGGUGAAGCAGUUAGCCAGAGAGUUUCAGGACCUCACCCAGACUACAGAGACCGUGGCGGAGAUCACCGCCAAGUUCAGGGAGAGGGCUCUUCUUGUUCCUCAGUAUGCGGCCGAUGAGUAGAUGAAGAAGGCCCGUUAUCAUGAGAUGUUGCGGAGCGAUAUCCGUCAGUUUGUGAGCCGGUCCAGCUAUAAAACGCUGGAUGACAUGAUUGCUAGGGCUCGGGAGAGGAAGAUUGAUCUCGAGAUGGAGAAGAAGAGGAAACCGGAGGCGGUUUCGAGUACAAGCAGUUCGGGCAAAAAGCCCAAGGUUUCUGAUUCCAGAUCCAAGAGUCAGCAGAGCCACGGCCGAUGUGGCAAGUGUGGGAGAUUGCACAAUGGGGUGUGCAAGGCAGGGAGUUCUGGUUGCUACAAGUGCAGUCGGACUAGGCAUUUGAGCAAGGAUUGUAUGGCCCCUGCUAUUGCCGUUGCAGCAUCAGAUCUGAUUUGCUUUCAGUGCAAUCAGAGGGGACAUAAAAAGUCCCAGUGUCCGAGUUUAGCUGCAGUAGGGAAGGUGGUUGCACCUGCCCCUGCUACUUUGAGGAUUACAGAUGGCCGACAGGGCCGAGCCGAGGCGCCAGUGGCGAAGAGUAGGGUGUUUCAGAUGACAACAGAGGAGGUGCGAGCGACUCCUGAUGUGGUGACGGGGUCGUUCUCUGUGAACGACAUUCCUGCUAUGGUAUUAUUCGAUUCGGGGGCUACCCGAUCAUUUGUAUCGCUUGUGCUUAGCAAGAGAUUUAGCAGAGCUCCAGGGGAGCUGGAUUGUCCACUAGAGGUUGAGAUAGCAGAUGACAGGACCGUGAGGGUCGCCAGAGUGCAUAGAGGGUGUUCUCUUCAGUUGUUUGACGAGCAGUUUUCGGUGGACCUGGUUCCUAUUCCCCUGCGAGGGAAUAAGGUUAUUGUAGGCGUGGAUUGGAUAAGCCCCAAUGGGGCGGUGAUUGAUUGUGAGCUUCAGCUAGUGAGGGUUCGCACUCCCAGUGGGGGAGAGUUAGUGAUUCAGGGCGAGAGGCCACAGCGCGGACCGACCUUUUGUUCUGCCGCAAGGGCGAGGCGCUAUUUUCAGCAGGGCUGCGCUGGUUAUGUAGCUUAUGUCUUGGAUGCCCGGGAGAAGGGCAAGACGAUAGUUGAUGAUGUUCCGAUAGUGCGAGACUUCCCAGAUUGCGACAAGAAAGAAUGGUUGGAGACACAUGGCGGUGCGAGAUCGGAGGUUGGGUGGUGGUGCAAUGUUGCUAUGAAGACGAAGGCCUAG
Molecule: messenger RNA, 1821 nt
Organism: Lactuca sativa (garden lettuce)
Lineage: Eukaryota; Viridiplantae; Streptophyta; Magnoliopsida; Asterales; Asteraceae
Source: RefSeq, a predicted model, not a curated record